AUGAAGACGACGGCGACGGAAGGGAAGAAGAAGAAGGAGAAGACGACGACGAUGAUGAUGAUGAUGAUCGGUUGGGGCUGUCGCAGCUUCUCCCUAUCCCUCUCCUUCUUUUUUCUCUUUUUCCCUCUUCUCCCCCCGAUCUCUUCUUUAGCCCUCCUGCUGUUCUGUUCCCGCGCGGUCUCCCUCUGCCCCUGCCGCGCGGAGGGUUUGCUGAAGGGACGCACGGGAAGACGAAGUCGAAGAAGAAGAAGAAGAAGAAGAAGUAGAAGAAGGAGAAGGCGACAAGCGACGCGCAUUUUCCAAAGUGUCUCAUAUCCGUCCGUCUUCUGGCGCCACGCCACACUAUAUCUUGUGUAUAUUCCACCUCUUCUCCCAUCUUUUCAUCGAUCCGCUUGUCUCGUCACCAUCAUCCGCUCGUCCUACUUUCGCGCCUAUUCCGUCCGGCUGUACCGUACCCAUAUCUCUUCUUUUCACUCAGCCUCUCCUCCGCAGCACGCAGCAGAAGCAUCGGUCUUCCCGUUCCUUUUGACGUCAGUUGGUGAUGGAAAGUGAAAAAGCUUCGUUUCGCUUGUGGCCCCGUCCCGUUAGAUUAGAUGUACAUCUCGAACACUAAAUGAGUUCUUUUGUAGCGAAAGAGGAAAGGGUCUGGCUAGUACUAGACCAUUCUGAAAUAGUAGGGGUCGAGGAGUGAUGAUGAUGCCCCGCCGCCCUGACUACAAAGGGCGGUUUCGGGAAACAAAGGCAAAUCACAGUGAUGCAUAUAUACCACUUUUGUUCUUGUUUGUUGUUCCGCCCUAGCCCCUACCUAUGAUUCAAGCAUUGUCCUCCACAAGCACUUUGUAACCCGCUCGGCCCCCGAACCCCACCUCCGAACCGAACCAACUAUGACAUCACCUUAUAUUAGGCGCCAGGACGCUCGCUUCCAACUUUGUCCGUCCUUCAUUUCCAUUUUUGUGAAAGAGAAGGUUGCCCCAUUCUGUCUGGCAUAUGGUAGUGGAUGGCAGGCUUCUAAGAUGGAAGAAGAAGAGACGGAAUAAAUAAUUUGUGUGUAUUUGCCUUGAUCUCUUGACAUCUCCAAGGUCGACCACUUCGGAAAACUUCAAAUAUUCCGUCGCUUUUCUUCCGACCUUUCAUUCGGCUUCUCCUUCUGCCUCCUUUGCCUCAAUGUCCGUCAAAUUUUUCAGUUUUAAGACGUAACUUUCACCAUUUCAGUUCGCUCCUUACUCGAUUUUUUCACGGGUUUCACUGGCAUCUUGUUCUCAAGUUUACACCUCCCUAACAUCAGCUUCGCUUUCUUUUUCGUUUCCGUUCCCCUCCGUCUGCCCCCACCUUUCCUUUUUCGCUGAGUGACUCCUCCCUGUUACCCGAACAGUUCCGCGCCAAACCAAUUCUCUCCCCCCCCCCUCCGCGUGCGCCAUUUUGUAGCUAGUCAAAAGUCGGCAGUCAAAUGAAAGGGACUCCAUUCAGUCUACCUCUCACUUUUUCUUCCGCUCACCACCCGCUGCCAGUGACCCGACAAUUGACUAAAGUUUUUACCCGGGUUUAGCAAAGAACAGUAGGGUUAUUCUAUUUUGUGAGCAGUCUACGUGGUGAUACAUUAUCGACUACCGUAUUCCGAGAAAAAUUUCAACACCCCUCUUCUUACCGGCCCUUUUCUCCUUCUAUUCAUUCACUUUCAAACACACACCCAACACAUUUCCUCUUCUAUUUUCGCUUUCAGAUAUUGUCUUUCCAUAUAUCUAGUUCAUUUUCUCUCUCACUCUUUCUUUUCCAUUGUCGCUCUCAUUUAAGACCAAUCCCUCCCACCUUCUCAAAAUCUUACCGGCGCAUCGCAUUUCUUCCCCCUGAUUUGUUGUUCGGGAGAAGAUUUUGGAGUUUGUUGCAAAUUCGAUUCAGUCUGAACUUGUUUGACCUUCUAGCCCUUUUCUGCUGUACAAGUUGACCAUCUAUUGUUCAUUUCUUUCAUUUCCAGCUUCUACUCUUAGUCACCACAAACAUAGAUUAUGCAACUGGCAACUGGCCAACUAAAACAACCAUUCAGACAGCAUUGUUCCUACCUCCCAGUCACUCAUUUCGCUUUCUUCGUCUUCUUCUUCUUCCUCUUCUUCUUCUGCCUCUCCUUAUUCCUUUUUCCCUCUUUUUUUGAUCUGAGAAGAGGAAACGAGAAGUUGGGGCUGGUUCUUUGACGAUUUUUGCGUUUUGUGAUCACUCUACUCAAUCAAUUAGCCCUCUCUUUUCAGAUCUGAUGAUUUGGGUGUUACUUGUGUUACUCGGGUUGAGCAAUGUCACACACCAACAAAGUCUCGCAAGUAAGUGCUUGAAACUUGAUUUUCAGCAACAAAAAAAACGGUUUGUAGACAGUCUGUUUGCGGAGGAAGGCACGUCACCAGGGUUUGUGACUCGGAUUAACAAGAAGGCGUUUAGUAUAGUGUCAGAACAGCUCAAAGAUCGAGUUAUAAAGUUUAUGAGUUCCGACGGAUUGGAAUUCAACAUCUCAGCUCCACUGACCAACCAGGUAUGCAAAUCAAAAUCUUAAUCUCGACUUAACCCUUCGUCCUACUCCGAACAAUGCAAAUUGAAACUGUUCAGGUCCGGUUCACGCUGAGAUCCUCGCGGAUAAUCUCUUUCGAUGAACUUUUCUUCGAUUCCUCCAUGUCAAUCGUUCCUCAGAAGGGAAUUUCGUGGACGGUAACCUUGAGAUCUCACUUCACUCUCCUCACACACUAUUUAGGGGACGAACAUCAACGUGACGUUGCUGGCAAGUUUCAGUCUUCUGACAACGCAAGGCGAAAUCACUGGAAAUGUUCCGUUGUCGUUUGACAAGUGAGUGAUAGUACGUGUGAGGGCAAAGAUGAAGAGGAAGGACACUUUCCACACUGACGGAAGAGGAGGAGUGUAAUAGUUUAAGGCGAAAAGAAAGUGAUAACGAAACUACUUCUUUUUCUGUUUCUUCUUCUUCUUCUUCUUCUUCUUUGAUCUGUCAAGCUAGGAGAAAGCAAAAACAUGACAAAAAUGAACGAGAUGUUUGGAUGUUCGUUUUUUGCAGAACAAAUGUGGAACUGCUUCUGUGGACCGGAGUCAAUGGAGAUGGACACUUGAAGACUGACUUGAUCACUUGCAAAGUUGCCGCCAACAAUUUGCAGUUGCAAUUCAGUCAGGCCGAUUCUACGCUUCUCGCUAAUUACAUUCCGCAUAUGCAGAAUUUCAUCAGACAGACCGUAGAACAGGUACUUGCCAGAAUUUUAUUUAAAAUUAAGCCAACAAAGUAUUCUUUAUAGGUUGUGUGCCCAUCGUUUCACGCCGAGCUUGUCCCAGUGCUCUCCAACCGAAUCAUGAACACCCCGCUCAGCGCUUCCCUCUUCGAGCAGUACUUCAUCAACUACGCACUUCUUGGUGAGCAAAAGAGAAAUGCAAAAAGCGAUGCCUGCUGCUGGAAUCGAACCAGCGUCGCCACGGCCACAACGUGGAGUACUAACCACUAUACUAAGCAGGCCGAAAGUGUGAGAGACCUAGAGAGUUUAUCUACCACCCUCCUGCUGCUGCUGCGGGCAAGGCGACGGGGUAGACGAGGGGAAAUGUGUGUGUGUGUGUGUAUGCUGUGGAAAGGAAUGGGAAGGGGGACACGAGAUGUGAGCGUUGUUCGUUGCAGGACCCGUUGAAUUCACAAACCAAGCAAUCACCCUCAAACACCGAGGAAAUGCAUUUGGAAUUUUGAGACAAGGUGAGUAUUAAGUAUUUCUAAUGCUUCCACUAACCGAUCCAACAAGGACUGAUCGAAUGUAUAGGUUCAGGAAGGACUCGCCUCAACGACUUCCGUCUCCCGUACCGAAGCCCACCACUUGUGCUCCCAACUUCUGACUCUGGACAUAUGAUCGAUUUCUAUCUUUCGAACUACACACUCAGUUCGCUGCUUUUCUGGAUGGAUCAGUACCGAAAGUUCGACUACGAGAUCAGCAGACAAGCCACAAACAACUCGGCACUCGUCGGAUACUUGAAGACGGAUUGUGGAACGGGAGACAUUUGCGCUGGAACCCUGUUCCCAGCUCUUGGUACUCGGUUCCCUGGCGGAGAGGUGGUGAUCAAGUCGCACACGGUUUCCUAUCCACGAGUGGUGCUUAAGAAGAACAACAUGACGAUCUACAUCGACAGUAGAGUGGACGCAUUUGUACAGGUAUGUAAGAAAGAUGGAUGAAUGACAGUGAUAAUCAGCAAAAUAAUUUGUUUUCAGCAACAGGACCGUAGUCGCCGCUUCCUCACCGCUUCAAUGAACGCCGAGGUGAAACUGGAUAAGGCCUCGUUCAAGGACUUUAUUCUUCACGGAGAAUUGCGUAUUGACAAGUUCAAGAUUUCUGAUGUAAGAGAGAAUUUCACUAGAGAAGUUUUUUGAGAUGUUCUUCAGGUCGCUUCUCUUGUUGAUGGAAUCGACGAGGGAUCCUUGGAGUUUCUGGUGAAUGCGUUGACGGAACUGAUUCUCAACGAGGAUAUGGCCAAGAAACUGAAGAGUGGAAUUCAGCUUCCAAUUAUGUUCGAUUAUACGCAACAAGUUGGACAAGUCAAUUUUGAAGAUGUAAGUCGAGUCUGAAUAAAAAUUGAGAAAUUUUCAAAACGUUCUUCAGGAUAUGAUCCACAUCGCGGCGGACUUCUGCGCGACAGACAAGUGCUCCAUCACAGCCGAUAACAAAGACACAGAAGUCGACUAUUACGAUACCGUACAGGGUUAA
Caenorhabditis sp. 36 PRJEB53466 is the source of this 4721-nucleotide messenger RNA. The record is from the annotation of a GenBank genome assembly. Lineage: Eukaryota; Metazoa; Nematoda; Chromadorea; Rhabditida; Rhabditidae.